Molecule: messenger RNA, 1593 nt
Organism: Aspergillus melleus
Lineage: Eukaryota; Fungi; Ascomycota; Eurotiomycetes; Eurotiales; Aspergillaceae
Gene: CCA1
Product: tRNA adenylyltransferase
Exons: 3
Coding region: 1-1593 (530 amino acids)
Biological process (GO): tRNA 3'-terminal CCA addition
Molecular function (GO): ATP:3'-cytidine-cytidine-tRNA adenylyltransferase activity; RNA binding
Source: RefSeq, a predicted model, not a curated record
AUGGCGGGAACAACGGACCACGCACUGCCUGUGAUAAAUCUCACUCCCCUGGAGGAUACCUUGAAAACCCUCCUUCUGGAUGUUGCAGAAUAUGCGCGGGAAAAGGCGAUUCAAGAUGGAGCAAAGGACGCGGAUCUUCCUCGAACCGUACUUCGGUUCACUGGAGGUUGGGUGCGGGACAAGCUUCUAGGUGUCGACAGCCAUGAUAUUGAUGUGGCAAUCAAUACAAUGACCGGCUAUCAGUUUGGCUUGAUACUCAAGAAGUACCUGGACAAGCCAAAGAGAUUGGACAAGUACAAGCAAAAACUUGCGAAGAGCGGCACGACCAACCACAUCGGCAAGCUUCAUAAGAUCGACGCCAAUCCAGAGAAGUCCAAACACCUAGAAACAGUGACGACGAAAAUAUUCGGCUUAGACAUAGACUUCGUGAACUUGCGGAAGGAGGUGUACACGGACGACAGCAGAAACCCUCAGAUGGAAUUUGGCACCGCCGAGGAGGAUGCCGUACGCCGCGAUGCGACGAUCAAUGCGCUUUUCUACAAUUUGAACGAGUCCAAGGUGGAGGAUCUUACUGGAAGCGGCCUCGAUGAUAUGAAGAGGAAAAUUAUCCGGACCCCCCUGGAACCAUACCAAACGUUCAAGGACGAUCCCCUGCGCGUACUACGUCUCAUCCGAUUUGCUAGUCGACUGGGUUAUAGUAUCGAUGAGAGCACUGCAAGGGCGAUGCAAACCAGUGAGAUCAGCGAGGCCCUCAAGCUCAAAAUUAGCAAGGAACGCGUCGGGAAAGAACUCAACGGCAUGCUUCAAGGACCUGAUCCGCGGGGAGCUUUGGAACUGAUUGAUCGCUAUGGACUUUACCCGACAAUCUUCGCAAACCACCAGGAUGAUGCGUGCGCCGAUACCUCAACCUGGUCUCUAUCUUACAACACGCUGGCCACCUUGCUAUUUUCUCAAGAUUCCUCGGCAUCUGUUGGCAAAGUACGUAACAUGCUAAUCCGUGACACGAGCGAGGCCUAUUACGCAUGGAUAGUCGCUACAUUCGCUCCCUGGUCAGCCGUUCCAGGACGCGUCCCAACCGGCCCUAAGCCGAAACCCAUCCCUCCACGACCAGCCGAAGUGGCCAGAGACAGUCUCCGGUCUGACAACAAGACGAUGGCAAUCCUCAGCGAUGCGACUCACAAUUGGCGCUCCAUUAUCGAUGUCAAGUCGUCACUGGUGCAUGGCCGCAUGAAUGGCACCGAUGCAGAAAACCGCCAACAGAUUGGAUUGCAUGUUCGAUCGUGGAGAAAGGACUGGCGGCUGUGCAUAGUCUUAUCUCUGCUGCAAGAGGUCAUGCGAGGAGGCGAGUUUUCACAAGUCAUCCAAGGUUAUGACAAGUUCUUGACAUAUAUCGUAGAUCAAAAUCUGCAGGACGUUUGGGAAAUGAAGCCCAUCGUAAACGGAAAAGAGAUUUUCGAGCACCUCAAAAUGCCGAAGGGGCCGUGGAUGACCAAAGCCGUAGAAAUGGUCGUGGAGUGGCAGCUACUUCAUCCGGAAUGUACAGACAAAGAGAAAGCGCUGGAGAAUCUCUCUGCUAGAAAGGGAGAGUUAUAG